AUGUCUGGCAAGGCCGAACGCCUCAAGGAUGAGGGUUCUCGCCUUCAGGUGACGGCCGCAGGCGCAACGGCCGGCUUGAUCUCUCGCUUCGUCAUUGCCCCCCUCGACGUCGUCAAGAUCCGUCUCCAGCUGCAACACCACUCCCUCUCGGACCCCGUAAUCCACCAGCGCGGCCCCGAAAUCGUCGGCGGCGGACCCAUCUACAAGGGCACCCUCCCGACCAUCCGCCACAUCCUGCGAACCGAAGGUCUCACCGGUCUCUGGAAGGGCAACAUCCCCGCCGAGCUUCUCUACGUCUCGUACGCCGCCGCGCAGUUCACCACCUACCGCUCGAUAACCCAGUUCCUGCAAGUCACCUUCCCCAAAGACCAAAACAAACAGCUCCCCGCAUCAGUCGAGUCCUUCGUAGCCGGCGCUUCAGCAGGCGGCCUCGCCACGGCAGCUACCUACCCCCUCGAUUUGUUAAGGACCCGCUUCGCUGCACAGGGAGUCGAGCGCGUCUACCCUUCCCUCUACCAAGCAAUCAAAAACAUCUACGUCUCCGAAGGCCUGUCAGGCUACUUCCGCGGCCUAGGACCCGGAUUAGCGCAGAUUAUCCCUUACAUGGGCAUGUUCUUCUGCGUGUACGAGUUCCUUCGCCCGUCUUUGCAGAACCUCGAACUCCCCUUCAGCUCGGGCGGAGCGGUAGCGGGCGUUGUGGCAAGCGUGGUAGCCAAGACGGGCACGUUUCCGCUUGACCUGGUGAGGAAAAGGAUACAAGUCCAGGGCCCGACAAGGAGCUUGUAUGUGCACAAGAACAUACCCGUGUAUGAUGGGGGGAUAGUCAAGACGGUGGGGACGAUUGUGAGGAGGGAGGGCGUCAGGGGACUGUAUAGGGGGUUGACAGUUAGCUUGUUCAAGGCGGCGCCGGCGAGCGCGGUUACCAUGUGGACAUAUGAGAGGGCGCUGAGGUUUUAUGUUGGGCUUGGGGCCGUGGGGCCGGGGGAGGAACCAGGGUCUUAA
This is a messenger RNA of Sordaria macrospora k-hell, 1002 nucleotides long. RefSeq lists its product as uncharacterized. Gene Ontology annotation, biological process: thiamine pyrophosphate transmembrane transport. NCBI's taxonomy places the organism in Eukaryota, Fungi, Ascomycota, Sordariomycetes, Sordariales, Sordariaceae. Gene Ontology annotation, cellular component: mitochondrial inner membrane. Gene Ontology annotation, molecular function: thiamine transmembrane transporter activity. The record is from RefSeq and is a predicted model, not a curated record.